Messenger RNA from Cricetulus griseus (Chinese hamster), 4102 nucleotides. The record is from RefSeq and is a predicted model, not a curated record. Lineage: Eukaryota; Metazoa; Chordata; Mammalia; Rodentia; Cricetidae.
UCUUACCUCUGUCUUUCAAGUGCUGUUAUACAAGGCUUGUAUCAUCAUGCCCACCACUUUAUCUUGAUGGCGGUAAGAUUAGGAAAAGCCAAGACCUAGUAGUUUCCAGGCCUGUGAAGAGCAGAGCCAGAGGGUAGAGAGGGAGCCAUUGUCCUCUGGCUGCCAUGGAUGCAGGGCUUCUGGUCUGGGUGGCCUCCGGCAAGUUUUCAGAUGGCUCAUCCUUGGGGGAAAGUGAAUGUUGAUGCUGAAGAGGUGGUACCCUGGGAUGGCCUGCCUCCAGCUGAGUCUUAUUUCUCCACCCCUUACCUUGGCCCAUGCUAAAGGUAGCCAACCAGAAUCCUGGGCUUGCUGCAGGUUCCUGCAGCCUUCCCUUGCCUGGGACAGUUGUGGUGACGGUGGUGGGAACACAGGAAUUUGGGAACAGGAAUCUGAUUGUGACUCUCUGAGCCUAACUGACCAUGGAUAAUCCCCAUGCUGAAGGGUCAUUAGAAGGCUUGCCAGGCCCCUGAGCAUCCUGGAGCUACCCUCUUGCCUGGCCAGACCCAACCUCCUCAACUGUCUGCUCCUGUAACCAGGCUCUGGGUGGCUGUCUUAGGAUUAGCAGCCCUGAUGGGAAAGGGGCUUCUGGCCCCCAUAUCAAUGUUUAACCGGAUGUGCAGGUCAAUAUUUACCAGCAGAGAAGGCAGGCUGAACGGGGGUUGGCUAAGAGCAAAGGUCCUGUGGGAGGAGAGAGCUAGGCCAGGCUGGCUGCACCAGGCAGAGUGUGGAGAGCAAGUGGGUCCCGGAGAACAUCGUGUGCUGGAGCAAGAAGCCUGAAGAGGUAGGAUCAAAGGGUGGUGCAGCCUUCUCCGGCAGCAGAGGAGAUGCGGAGGGGCCCCUGGGCAAGGGGUCUGGCUGAAUUGAUUCAGGGAGCCUGCAGCUUCACAGUGUCUUGGGGUGUUGAGGAGCAGAAGUGCAGGCAGUUCCAGAAGUCCCUUUAGAACCUCAAAACCUAAAGGCCUGUUCUUUUCAGGCAGAAUCAUAUCCAUGUUGGAGAUGAGGGCCUGGCUGAAGGCUCUUGGACGUAAUGGUGGGGGCUGGGGAGUAACAGAGGGACCCUCCAGAAGAGCUGGCUAGGAGAUAAGGCCCAGGUAGGGGUUGAGGAUAGGAAAAUCUUUAUUGGAGGCCUUAGACUAAGACUUGCACAGACCCCUCCACCAGUCUGGCUUCCCCAAAGCACCCUGGAGCAGAAUUGGGGGACAGAGUUGGGAUAAGGCUUGUGGUUCCCGUAAGUCCAAAGGUAUCUGGGCCAGUCAUUCAUUGGGCUCCGCUACUAGGUCAACAAAGCUGCUUUCUGGCUGCCCUGCCACCCCAGCUGAGCCCUUGGGGCCUUUGGGUAGGACUGGGGCAGUCUGAGAAAGACUGGAUGAAGUGAACAACAGGUUAGAUGGGUUCUCUGGGGUGGGAAGCCUUCUCAGAUACAGAUCACUGAGAGCCAGCCAUCAUACUCAAGGUUUACAGAGAUUCUUAUUCUGGUCCUCAAUCUCUACAUGGGAGGGAGGACUUCUGCCAUGACUUUACAAGACAAGCUAAAACCCAAAAGAAUUAAGGGAAGUACCAAAGGUCCUGUGGGAAGAAGCAGAGGCCAGAUUUAAACCCAGGUCUGAUCCACAAUGUGAGGCCUAGAGAAUGAAGACUAAAUGAGAAACUACAAGAGUGGAAAGAAAUCAUGGGAAUCCCACUUCUCAGGAUGAGGACCACAGCUAAUAUGCUUGGGUGUGGGUCCAAGUUCUGUAUCUUGAUGGGGUCAGGGAGCCCAUGGGUAGCAGUCUGCUGCCUGAUGUUUGAGUGGGAAGUGGGAACUAACCCUCCCUGUCCCGGAUACAGGAACAUGGCACUGCUCUGGGGGCUCCUGGUACUUGGCUUGUCCUGUCUGCAAAGCCCCUGCUCCAUGUUUUCCCCUGUGAGUGCCAUGGAUCUCCCGAGCCAGCAGCCAAUGAGUGAGCAGGCCCAGCAGAAGCUGCCCCCACUCGCCCUCCUCAAGUUGGGUAAACAGGAUCUCAGUGGCCACACUAUCCUGGAGAGGUCCCCAGGAAACUGCAAGAGUACCCCAACUGCAGAGGAGACUCGCAGGCUGGCUCAGGCCAUGAUGGCUUUCACUGCUGACCUGUUCUCCUUGGUGGCCCAAACAUCUACCAGCUCCAACCUUAUCCUGUCACCCCUGAGUGUGGCCCUGGCACUCUCUCACCUGGCACUAGGUGCUCGGAACCAGACACUACGGAGCUUGCAACAAGUGUUACACAUGAACACAGGGUCCUGCCUUCCCCAUCUACUGAGCCAUCUCUGCCAGAACCUAGGCCCUGAGACAAUCCAACUGGCUGCCAGAAUAUACCUGCAAAAGGGAUUUCCCAUCAAAGAGGAUUUCCUGGAGCAAUCGGAACGGCUCUUUGGUGCAAAGCCUGUGGAACUGACUGGAAAGCAGGAGGAAGACCUGACGAACAUCAACCAAUGGGUGAAGGAGGCCACGGAGGGGAAGAUUGAGGAUUUCCUCUCUGAGCUGCCAGAUAACACCGUGUUGCUUCUCCUCAAUGCCAUCCACUUUCAUGGUUUCUGGAGGACCAAGUUUGACCCGAGUCUCACCCAGAAAGACUCCUUCCACCUGAGCGAGCACUUCACGGUGCCAGUGGACAUGAUGCAAGCACAGUCGUACCCUCUGCGCUGGUUCCUGCUGGAGCAACCUGAGAUACAGGUGGCUCACUUCCCCUUUAAGAACAACAUGAGCUUUGUGGUCAUGAUGCCCACUCAUUUUAAUUGGAACGUGUCUCAGGUACUAGCCAACCUGAGCUUGGACACUCUGUACCAUUCCUCACUGCGGGAGAAGCCCACCAAAGUGUGGCUGCCUAAACUCCAUUUGAAACAGCAGCUGGACCUGGUGGCCACCCUCAGCCAUUUGGGCCUGCAGGAAUUGUUCCGGAGCCCAGACCUUCGAGGCAUCUCUGACAAGAGUCUGGUGGUGUCUAGCGUGCAGCAUCAGUCUACCAUGGAACUCAGUGAGGCUGGUGUGGAGGCAGCCGCAGCCACCAGCACAGCCAUGAAUCGAAUGUCCAUCUCCUCCUUCUUGGUGAACCGACCCUUCAUCUUCUUCAUCAUGGAAGAAACCUUCGGCAUACCCCUCUUUGUGGGCAGUGUGAGGAACCCCAAUCCCAGUGCACAGCCCCAGUUCCAGGAACAGCAAGAUUCCCCUGACAACAGGGUCUUUCAGAAUGAAAAGGUUGACUUCCAUGGAGACAAGACCUUUGGUCCUGAUUUAAAACUCUCACCCCCCUCGGAGGAGGAUUACCCCCAGUUUAGCACCCCCAAGUGAGGAGGGGCCGGGGCAUCAGCAUCCCAAGUCCCCACCUGGAUCAGCCUCUCAACUCCUGUGACUUUCCAACCAGCUUUGUGGGAUAGGGUGGGGCCUGGGGAGGCAGUCUGCAGGGAAAGGGGGCUUUCUCUUGCAGUAGCCCCUGGGGAUAGGAGGCAGGGUGGGGCUUGGAGGAAGGCAGGCAAAAGGAAUCUUCAUUUCUUCCAAAGGAGCUCAGGGGUGACCUUUGGUGGGCUGGGUGCUCAUGGAUAUAGUGUUGGCUAGAGGUGGAUUAGGCCAGUCCCUAGCUUAGUUGGGGUCCCUUCAUAUUUGUAAGCACAAACUGGAGAAGAAGCCACCUUUAGACAUGUCCCCAAACACCCUGAGCUCAGACCUUGGCCUUGCUUGGUGUUGUACUCCAUGGGUGGAGGUUGACCUACCCUGACUCUGAUGUACCUUGCUGAAAGACAUACAGGUCCCCACGGAUGUCCCACCACCCGAGUCACCCCUCUGGUCUUUGGAGAUGCCAACACUGCCAGGAGCCCCCUUCCUUCCUGUCCCUUGUCCUCUUCUGCAGGGAAGCUCAGGGGCUGAGGCAGGGAAGGGCCCCUUUAGCUCCCAAGACUCUUUUGUAAAGUUUUUGUAGUGACUUUUAUGCCACCUGAAUAAAGAAUGAAUGGGCGGGGCUGGUUUGACGUCACAGUUCUGGGCAAGUGGAUGUGGCUGGGAGGCAACCAGAGGGCAGAUUGCACUGAGCCUUCUCUAUGCCACGUUUGGUUU